Akanthomyces muscarius is the source of this 1077-nucleotide messenger RNA. RefSeq lists its product as uncharacterized. Gene Ontology annotation, molecular function: phosphatidylinositol transfer activity. The record is from RefSeq and is a predicted model, not a curated record. NCBI's taxonomy places the organism in Eukaryota, Fungi, Ascomycota, Sordariomycetes, Hypocreales, Cordycipitaceae. Bases 1 to 1077 code for a protein of 358 amino acids. The transcript has 2 exons.
AUGAGCUCCAAAGACGGCGAAUCUGGUGCCUCGGCGCCGCGCAAGACGCCCAUUCUCGCUCCUACGCCCGAAAGUAAGCCCACGGCUCGCGCCGAGCUUACCGCCGACCAGCAGGCCAAGUACGAAGCGCUCCUCAUCAAGGCCAAGUCUUGGACGGACGUGACCUGCGAUAAGGAAAAAGAAAAAUCCGGUCCCAUACUUGACCGGGAGCGCGCCUGGUUGACCCGCGACUGUCUCCUGCGCUACCUCCGCGCGACCAAGUGGAAUGUCGACGAUGCGGCUAAGCGUGUGCAGGGCACGCUCGGCUGGCGCCGCGAGUAUGGCCUCGACGACUUUACGCCCGACUACAUCUCCCCCGAGCAGGAGACGGGCAAGCAAAUCAUUGUGGGCUACGACAAGAUGGGCCGUCCGUGCCAGUACCUCAACCCGGGACGGCAGAACACGGACGCGAGCCCGCGGCAGAUCCACCACCUGUUCUACAUGGUUGAGCGCGUAACGGACAUGAUGCCCGCGGGCGUCGAGCAGCUGAGUCUGAUGAUUAACUUCAAACCGAGCAAGAAGAGGCAGAAUACUAGCGUGCCCGUGUCGACGGCACGCGAGGUGCUGCACAUUCUCCAGAACCACUAUCCAGAGCGUCUGGGCAAGGCACUGAUUAUCAACGUACCCUGGAUUGUCUGGGGCUUCUUCAAAAUCAUUACGCCUUUUAUCGACCCGGUCACGCGCGACAAGCUCAAGUUCAACGAGGACAUGAAGCAGUACGUUCCUGCCGAGCAGCUCUGGAGCGAGGACUGGGCCGGCCAGAUGAACUUUGACUACGAUCACGACACGUACUGGCCCGCACUCAACGAGCUCUGUGAGCAGCGUCGCGAGGCCAAGAUGGCGCGCUGGGCUGCGGCCGGGAAAGUCAUUGGCGAGUCCGAGGACUACCUCGCGGGUGGCAACGACACCAGCGUCACCGGCUUCACCUACGGGGCUAGCGGUGGAAAGGUUUGCUUGGAGGAACAGAUGGUGGCGACGACUCUGGAUGAAAAGGCGCCCGUGACGGAGGCAGAACCUCAGGCUGCGGUGACGGCGUAG